This is a messenger RNA of Xyrauchen texanus (razorback sucker), 3518 nucleotides long. Its product is annotated as relA-associated inhibitor-like. Gene Ontology annotation, biological process: regulation of transcription by RNA polymerase II; positive regulation of cell differentiation. The coding region runs from base 168 to 2543 and encodes 791 amino acids. The transcript is spliced from 13 exons. Lineage: Eukaryota; Metazoa; Chordata; Actinopteri; Cypriniformes; Catostomidae. The record is from RefSeq and is a predicted model, not a curated record. Gene Ontology annotation, molecular function: transcription factor binding.
GGGCUGGACUGUGAAUGAUAUAUUAAAACAUCACAGGCAAGAGUUAAACGCCGUUUAAACGUUUUCCAAGAAGUCAUGCAACAUCCGUGCUGAGUGGAACUAAGUUCUAGCGGUUUACGGUAGUGCAUUGAAUGAAUUGGAGGUCACACCCACAGUAAAGAGACAUCAUGAACUCCCAGAGCAGCUUUGGGAGCAACUUUAUGUUUCAAUCCAUCAAUGAUGAACUAAGUGCUUCUUUGGCCACAGCAGACGAGCUCUCACGGGAGUUCAGCUCUCUCCUGCAGGAAGCCACUCCUGUUGUGCAAACCACCACUAUACAGAGUUCUGGCCCCAAACCCCAGAAUGGCAGCAGUGGCAGCAGCAGUUUGUACAGCGCAAACAAAAAUGGCAGUGAUAGCAUUCAGGGGAGCUCCAUUAGCAGCCUGACCACAGUUCCCAGCCAACAAUCCCUGGACUCCACCUUCAGCAGGAAAGACUCUAGUCUGGACUUAUCUUCUACCAGUGUGUUUAGGCCGUCAUCUCCUACUACUAAAAUGGACACAACUCCUGGCAAGAAUUUUAUGCCUUCGUCUCCCAGCCCUUUAACCCAGCAGCACUCCCCAUUAUCAUCUCCGGGUACUACAAGACGAGCAUCGCCAAUGUCCCUGAGGCCUCAAGAUUCAAGAGGAUCACUGGGCUUUAGGGAGCAGCCCCCCAUUUUCAGCCCCUCCUAUGAAAACAAAACAUCUCGCAGCUUGCUGCAGCCCUCAGCUAGUCCCUUUGCUAAGUCUGUCUCUUCAAGCCUCAGGUCUCCAAGGUUGGACAGAACUCCUUCUCCUCAACCUUUCAGUCAACCAGCAGCCAGUACACUACCACGCAAUUUCCAGCCAUUUAGACCCUUGGAAGAGGGAAUGCAGAGGCAGAAGAGCCCCUCUAAGUGGAAUGAGACAGACCUGGAUGUGAAAUACGAUAGAAAGUCUCACCACACUUAUGACAAGAAUGAAUGGAUAAGACCAUCUGUAAGCAACAGUAACUGGAAAGAAUCUAACCUGGAUGCACCUCCUUCCUCUAAAAAGGAUUCUGGUCACCGUCAGCUCUCAUCCUCUUUCAGCUCACUUCCGCGGAACACUCGUAUCUCAGUGCCUCCUGAUCAGGCCUCAACCACUGGCUCUCCUUAUUGUCCUCAGCCAAUAAUUUCCCGUAUCUCUAUUCCACCUGCAAUCUCUAGAGUCCAGCAGCAUAGGCCAAUCCCACUGUCCGUCAUUAUGAGGCUACAAAACCCACAUUAUGCUGUGGCUGACACCAGAUACUCCCUUGGACCAGUGGAAGACCCACAGCAAAGAUUUUACCACAAAUGUCCCCUUCCCCUGCCCCGAGAGUACUUGCAACCAGGUCAGAUCCCUCAACCUCAGCAACCUCAAAGACAGCCUGCCUACUACAGAGAAGCAGUUCUUCAUCCUGGAGAUGUUGAAGCUGAGUUGAACAGACAUGAUAGCACUACAGUAGAAGGCCCUGUGUGCUUGACUGACCAAAGCAAAAAAACAGAAGAAGAGGGUAAAGAUGAACCAGAGAUGCCCCCACGCCCUCUCAGCCCCACACGCUUGCAGCCUGUGAUCGCCCCCCAGGCAGAAUUAGUCGGAGACCUAGAGGAGCUGAUGCAAAUCCGGGCUGAGUUCCCCAGGGCCCUGAAGAAACGGGGCUCAGUUGAAAUGCCCAUUCCCCAGCCCAACUAUUACAAGCAGAUGAUGGAUAAACUGCUUCGCAGGACAACUAACCGAAUAAAGGAGGAACAAUUAGUUGCCGAAAGUGGCAGCUCUUCAGAAGGAGAAGAGAGUCCCAAAUAUACAAAUGCACCUCCCUUACCAAUCACUGAGAUCCAGAUCUCAUCUGAAAAUAAGGGUUAUCACUCUAUUUUGCGGAAGUCCAGUAAAGCCAAAUCCUCCAGCCGUAGAGCUCAUCUGAGCCCACUGGUGCUGAUGUUGGAUGGAGCUUUAGUAGGAGAAUUAGAAACUGUACAGAGGGCUGCACAAGAGAUGAGUGACCCAAGCCAGGCUAAUGAUGAAGGCAUCACGGCCCUUCACAAUGCCAUCUGUGGUGGACACUUCCCAGUGGUCGAGUUCCUGGUGCGGAUAGGUGCUAACAUUAGCGCUCCAGACAGCCACGGCUGGACACCUCUGCACUGUGCUGCAUCCUGUAAUGACCGAAAAAUAUGCGAGUUCUUGGUGCGGAACGGGGCAGCGGUGAUGGCAGUAACAGACAGCGAUGGUGCCACAGCAGCACAGAAGUGUGACCCAUACGCCCUGGGCUUUGAUGAGUGUGACCGCUUCUUGAGAGGCGUUGAGGAAGUGAUGGGUGUGGAGAACAGUGGGGUGGUGUAUGCUCUAUGGGGAUAUCCUGCCCAGACUCCAGAUGAACUGAGCUUCAGAGAAGGAGACAUGGUCACCAUCCUGCAGAAGCCUGAGGGGGUGGACUGGUGGUGGGCUUCACUGUGUGGCAGAGAGGGCUUCGUACCAAACAACUACUUUGGGCUUUUUCCAAAAGUACGGCCUAAGUCACUAUGCUAAAACGCAGAAUCCAUCCACCGACUGCAGACAGAAGGGGACUAAGUAACAGCCUCUGAUGCAUGCUUGGCAAAUCUCAGAUAACACUUUUUUUUUCAAAAAAUAGUGUUGUUUUUCUCUCUUACUAAACUGCAUAUUGAGACCGUUGUGAUGAGAUUCUAAACUUUUACACCGUAGCAAUUUAGUUUGUGUCGUUGAUAUAUUCCAGAUUUCUGAAUCACAGAAUGAAUUCCAAUUUCUCAACCAUACCAGGCUACCAUAAAUACUUCUAUCAUAAAUCACAGUGACCGGAAGUCAUUUCACUGGCAGUCCUGAAUAUAUUCCUAAACACGCUUUCUAGCUAAGUACAAACAUGCGUUAAGAGCACUUUUUUAGGAAUUUAUAGUUAGUCUGGUUCAGUCUCAUUUCUUUGUUGUUGUUUGGAAAGACACAUUUUCUGUCUUGUUCUGUGGGAUUGAGCAAGGAAGAAAAGAAUUCAUCAGUCUGUCAGUAUUGCUUUUGUCCAUGCGUGUGAGUUGUUUAUCAGUUAAUAGUAAUGAGACAUAGGAACAAAGAAUGUUAAAGAUGAAUUUGAAUGAUUGGUGCCCUAACUCUGCUUCUGAUAACAGAAUUUCACCGUACAUCUAGCCUUUUACCGUUACGUAACAUGUUUUUUUUCUACCUAUUUCUCCAUUGUUGUCACAGUGAUCUUUAGAAAUAAAAUAUGUGUUAUACGUUGUAAUAUAAGUUUUCUCCUCAGAAUAAUACAUACUGUACUCUCCAUGUGUGUUGUGUAUUAUGCAUUUGAUGCUUUGAUGAGGGAAGAUUUAUAAGGCGAAUUUGUUUUAGAGGUGUGUGUGUGUGUGUGAGUGCGUGCGUGUGUGUUUUGUGUGCCUCAUUGAAUCAAUUGACUGUGAUUUACAAUGACAAAUAUUAUUCUCUGUAAUCAAGUACAAAAAGAACUUAAAUAAAUAUGAAUUGCUCAUAUGUGUUGUGUUU